GUGUGUGAAAAAAUAUUCAAUGUGAUUCAUUUAAUCAUAAUUGAUUAUGUUGUCGUGUCUCGGAAACAUACCUCGCGGUAUUCGGAGGUGUUCUCUAGACGCGUCGUCUCCGUCGCCCCUCAAUUCUUCUUAUUCCCAAAGACUACAGAAAGCAGAGGACAAUGUAGAGUGGAAAAUUUGAAGGAGAGGAAAAAAGAAAGAGAGAAGAGGAGGUGUGAAAGAUGAGCAGCUCCUCAUGGGGAAGUCUUGUUAUAAUUGUGGGAGUUGUAAUUUGUUGGCAAUUAUCUUGCGCAUCUGAAAGUGACAAAUCAGUGAGAUCAUUGAAAAAUCGACGUCGAUCGUCAUCAUGGCAUGUGGUUGUUUCGUUUACACAAUCACAAACGGCACAUGGACGAAUUAUUCAUGCAGCGACAAAUUACAAAAAUGAUAUUCAAACGGCAUGGGAGAAGACAAGAGCGGACGCAUCAUUGACUGACAUUGAAUUGACAUAUGUCGAGGCACGUGAAACACCCGUCACUGAUUCAUUGUCUUAUCCAUUGUCACUUUUAAAUCAAUUUUGCGAGGAUAUUGAGAAUGGCAAGACGAUAUUAAACAUCGUUAUCGGUGGUGGUCCAGCAGCUAGAUUCCUUGUGUCAGCAGCAUCAUCUAUCAAUAUUCCCACUCUCUGGCUACCAUUCACCUAUCGCGAUUUUCUCCAACAGGGCCAGAGAGCAAGAUUCGAAAGCCGCCUGGGCUCGAGUCCGGAGCAACUUGGAUCAGCGGCGGCAGCUCUAAUGCACAAAGCCAAUUGGCACGCGUUCACUCUCUUCAUCGACACAACAUUACUCCCCGUGCAUCAUCUUCUAAAAACACAUCGAAUGAAUUUAACACCCAAAACGAUAAUUCAUCUUCCAACCAACGACAAGACUUUAAGACUAAGACUUCGCCGACUGUCCGAAGAAGGUGGAAGUGGCGGCGUUCUCCUGAUAGCGUGCGAUCUUUACAAUGCCCGAAGAAUAAUAAAAACCGCGGGCAAAUAUGAAAUGCUCACGGGACGAUUUUUAUGGUUGUGGCUCGAUCUAAAAGAAGAAUUACGCUCGAACGAGCCAAAUUUAAUCGACUCACAAUUAAUACACGGCACAUCACGAGUUGGUAUCACAACAAAUGAUAAUUUACCACCCCUAGAAACAAUCGAACGUAAUGUUAAUCUCGUUCCCGAUAACGAAAUAAAUUUAGAUUUAUUACCUAAUUUAGCGAGUGACAUACAACGUUUACAUGAAUAUCGAUGGGCAAGCGAAAUGAUUGUAAAACGAAAACGUCAAGAUAAAUUCAUAAAUUUUGAUGUCGAUAAUAAUAAUAAUAAUAAUAAUUAUAAUAAUAAUAAUAAUAAUAACGAAAAUGACGAGCGCGACAAAACGUUUGAUAAAAAAUUAAAUUCUAAAAAUUUUAUGCCAGUUGGAAUGCUUGCCUUGACGCCUUCUAGUUUACAUCUGACGAGUGGGGACGAUACGAGAGGUUCCUUAAGACGCCUUAUGAGUGGCGAAGAUAUAUUGCCAAGUAUGCUGCGUGCAACAUCACAGGCACUAGAAGAAUCUAUCGCUCAACUCAAACCGAAAUUCUCACGAGUUCAUGAUUCUCAAUUAAAGGAUUAUUUUAUACCCAAAUGUCUAGCUCAAAAUCAGGCGAAAUUUAUUUUCAACGAAUUUCGCGAAAAUAUGUCCCGAAUAUUAACAUCAAAAUUAAGGGACUCAAUGGAGGAAAUAUCUAGGAAUAAAGCGGAAUUUCAAUUAUUGAAUCUACAAGGCGUUACCUUUGCCGGAAAUAGAACACUCUUGAAAUGGACCAAAGUGGGAAACAUCAAGGGCGGAAAGAGUGUGCGUCUUGAUACGAUUAUUUGGCCAGGUGGUGGAAUUGUGCCCGCUUAUCUUGAGCAAGGUGGUGAAAAAAUUGGAAUGCCCUUGUAUCGAAUAGUAACUGCACUCGCACCACCAUUCACGAUGGCAACAAAUUUACAAGAAGGCCAGUGCCUGAGAGGUGUGACUUGUCAUCAGGGCGAAAUAAUAAAAUGCUGCUAUGGAUUCACCAUCGAUCUAUUGGCGCAAAUGUCCAAAGAAUUGGAAUUUCGUUUCAAUCUCUAUAUUGUAAAGGAUGGAUAUUUUGGAAGAAAACUUGGACGCGAUGGUACAUGGAAUGGCGUGAUCGGCGAGCUUGUUACGGGUCAUGCUCAAUUAGCUUUUGCCCCAUUGAGCGUUUCUAAGCGACGUGCCGAGGUGGUCGAUUUUACAACUCCGUAUUUUUACAGCGGAGUCAGUUUUUUAUCCGCGCCGAAACAUCGUUCGGAAAUUCCACUACUUGCCUUUCUACAGCCGUUUAGUCCGCAACUAUGGAUAGCCGUAUUUACCUCGUUACAUAUUACAGCCUUCAGCGUUGGAAUCUUCGAAUGGUACAGUCCCUUUGGAUUAAAUCCAUGGGGGCGAAAUAGAAGUAAGAACUUCUCUAUUUCCUCUGCCCUGUGGGUGAUGUGGGGCCUCCUUUGCGGUCAUCUUGUGGCAUUUAAAGCUCCGAAAUCAUGGCCUAAUAAAUUCUUGAUCAACGUCUGGGGUGGAUUCUCGGUUAUAUUCGUCGCCUCCUAUACUGCCAACAUUGCGGCUUUGAUCGCUGGACUCUUUUUUCAUUCCUCCGUCACGACGCAUCGAAGCUUAUUAUCGCAACGUGUUGGAGUCCCAAAAGCAUCAGCUGCCGAGUAUUAUGUGCAACAAUAUCAUAAAGAAUUGUGGUCGCAUAUUAUUAAAUACUCGUUGUCUGACGUUGCCGAAGGAGUUGAGAGACUUCGAAAUGGAAGUCUUGACAUUCUUAUAGCUGAUACUCCAAUAUUGGAUUAUUAUCGAGGCACUGACAAUGGUUGUAGCUUGCAAAAAAAUGGCGAUACCAUCAUGAACGCAGACACAUAUGCCAUUGCCUUGUCUAAAGGACAUCCUCUCACUGAAACCAUUUCCAAAGUAAUAGCCAAUUACACCAGCAACGGAUUCUUGGAUAUCUUGCAGGAAAAAUGGUACGGCGGUUUACCCUGCAUGCGAGAUGGUGGACUUGGAAUCGAUCGCGAGCAGGGAGGACAACCACGACCGCUUGGCGUUGAAUCAGUGGCCGGGGUAUUUUGUCUACUUGGUCUGGGAAUGCUUUUAGGGACAAUUAUCCUCGCCGCUGAGCAUUUAUUCUACAAAUAUACAUUGCCACGAUUACGUCAUCGGCCAAAAACAUCAAUGUGGCGCAAUCGAAAUGUCAUGUUUUUCUCUCAAAAACUCUAUCGAUUCAUUAAUUGUGUUGAAUUGGUGUCACCGCAUCAUGCAGCUAGAGAAUUGGUUCACACUGUUCGUCAGGGACAAAUUACAUCUCUAUUUCAAAAGAGCGUGAAACGGGACAUUCUGCACAAUGAUUUCAAACCAUAUCUUAAGAUGCCUGUGUUCCAGAAGGAAUACGAACAGCGUCGCCGUCGCAAAAGUAAAGCGCAAUUUUUUGAAAUGAUACAGGAAAUCCGAAGAGUGCAACAGGAAGAGAAGGUGGAUGCGGCGCCAAAGGAGGAAAUGCAACGAGCAGCAAAAAAGGAGGAAAAACAGGGACGUGAUCGCAGUCGUAGUAAGAGUCCAUUAAUGUUAAGAAGUCCAAAGAGAUCGGAAAAAUGUACGAGUUCAACAAAUUUAUCGAGUUCAAGACUGGGUUUAUCUCCCAUCAGUUUAGAUACAAUGAAACCACGAGAAUUCACUCUAAGCAGCACAAAUCUCAGAGCGAGAAGUCCACUGGAAACAGUGGGUCGUAGAUUAAGCCACGGCGAAGGCGAUUCACCGCCUCCCUAUCCAGGUUCAAAUUUCGGUGGCAGUGCAAAUUUACGUCCAAUCGCACCACCACGUGGUGAAUCACUAUCAGGCGCCAGUACACAGCCACCAAAAUAUUCCCGAAGUCCCGCAAAAAGAGGUCAAUCGUUCCCCGCUUUUGCCACUCUACGCACACCACAAUCCACUCAUCAUCAGCCAUCAUCGUGCAAGAGUCCAUUACUCUCGCCAAACAGUGAAUUAACAUCAAUUAUAGGUCGCAAAUUAUCCCGAGAAUGGGGUUCCGGUAUUCUCGACAUAACAAGAUCCUCCGAGGCAAUUGGCUCCUGUUCCACCUUCACUCUAAAUCAUGAAACAAAUCUCAUUCCCGGCGAGAGUUCACGUCGCAAAAAAAGCCAAGAGGACAUUCUCUCAUUGAAAAAGCCCAUUCGUCGAGCGAGAAGUCACGAGAAUAAGGACACGGGCAAAUCAUUGAGUGACCUACAGUCGCCAAGAUUAAAUGCCCAACCAGUUGUGGGCGGUAAAUUGGUGAAUGAAAGAACGAAAAAACAAUUGGAAUCGGAAUUGAAGGCAAUAUUAACAGCGCGAGCUCAUCAUCGCGAAUUACUCGAUCCCCCUUGAUGGACGAUCGAUAUCCCGUAAAAAAGAAGAGUUCUUAUUAGGAAAAGCCAGCCAGCUUUUUAAAAUAUAAAGAUCGUCGCCUCUGAGGGGCUUUGAUUGACAUUAAGCAAUAUCAAUGAUUUAUAGGUCAAUUUAUAGAAGAAACUGAAAAACAAAAAAAAUUUUUUAAACAUGCACUUUCAGAGGACUGAAUCAAUGCAUCUAGUAUUUCAUAAAAACAAGAAGAAUGGAGUUAAAAAAUAAGAGAACAAACUCUUCGUGGUUUGUUCCCAUUGUUAUGUACAUUAAUAAAAAAAAAAGAAAUAAGCUAUAGAAGAAAAAAAUAAUUCUAUCAAUUUUUUGGUAGACGUGUCUUAAAAAACAAAAAAAAAAGGGAGAAAAAAAAUAGCACCUGUGAAAAUAUUUUAAAAUAUUUUCUUGUUGGCAUUUUAACUCUACAUUAAACCGUCGGCCCGGGUGAGUCUCUCGUAAUUAUUUUACUUCUUUUUCUGUCGACCGUAAUUAAAAAACGGCAAAUAGAAUAUAAGUACAUAUGCGUAAAAUACAAAAACGCUGCCAAAUUUUUAUUAAAAUUUUCUUACAUAAAUUCUAAAUUUGCGAUUCACGUCAUUAGUCGUAGUUUUGUAGAUUUUAACGAACGAGUGAUCUCGUUUUUUUUGCAGAACUGUACAAGUCUAUUUAAACGAAUAUUCAUCCCUCGAAAUGAAACUUGACCUCAGAAGAAGAAAACUGGAGAAAAACUUGACUUGACCAGUACUGACAAUAAAUAUUUCUGAUUUUUAUUUUAGUUUCCACACACGGAAGAAUGUAUAAAAAAGAAAUUCUAUUUGCAAAAAGAGAGGCUCACUUUCGUAGGUCCAUCGGCGUAGAAAGACCACUAUUGUAAAUCUCUUAAAAUUGCGCGUCAUUUUCGUCACGAUUGUUGGGAUUCAAUUUUUCAAGAAAAAGGAUUAGUAUAAUUAAAAAAAAUUUCGCCAGUAAUGCUGAGACUGAUAUAUAGAGAUGUAGAGAAACUGAAGAAAUUGAAGAAAUUAAAGAAUUUGCGAAAUUUGUGAAAUUUAGAAAAUUUAGAAAAUUUACAGGAAUUGUUUACCAACAAUCAAAAUGAGGAAUUGAAAAGUAAACGAUUGUUUUUUGCUUUCGAAUAUAGCAAGCAAAAAAUUGUUCUUUGCACCCUUGGAAUCCUUUCGAUCGAGUGAAACUGACAAAAAAUUUUCAUUUUACGAUUAUAAGCUGUUAGAAGAAUGUAUGGGACUAAAUUACACUUAUUAAUUUUAAAUGAUUCAUGAGCGAGGCCUUAGAUGUAGCCGGUAUCCGCCCAAUACUUUGAUAGUUGAAUUAUGUAUAAGUACCUAUCCUACUCUAUUGGAAGAUUUCUCUAUACAUUAUAAAUUAUAUUAAGUAGUUAUAGAAAUUGUUUCAUAGUUUAAUACAGUUGACUGUUGAGAAAAAAAAUCUAAUAUUGCGAUUGGUGAAAAUUUUAGGUAGAUCCUCUUCAAUGUGGUAUUGUCAAUUUAAUUUUAAAAAUCAAAACAACUAGAAUAUUCAGUCGUGGGUAAUAUUUUUAUAGCAUUUUUUGUUUUUCAAUUUCCCCCUCGCUUUUUUCAUUUUCCCUAAAUUAACAAUUCAACAAAAUAUUAACAAACAAAAAAUUGAGUUAGUAAUAAAUAAUUGAAUUAGUUUUCUAAUUUGAAUUUUUUUUUACUUUUAUCCUUUUCGAAAUAUUAACAACAAUUUCAAAAUACUCACCCAUGACUGUAAAUUUUCGAAAAUCGGGUAUAUUUGUCGGAAUGUGUUGAUUUCGAGAAAAAUUCCGGAGUCAUCACUAUUCCUAAAUUGUAUUAGCGAAAAUAUAAAAAGCGUUAUAUCCUACGUCCAGAUUGCACUUUAGAAAAAACAUGACUGACAUCUUUGAAAGUCCUAAAGCGAUUGCACUCGCAAACUUCUCCUCUCACUCUCUUUCUCCUUUUUCCGAUUAUUAUCAGUAAUUGUAACGCAAAAAAGUUUCCAAAAAAAAUGCGGACACCUUAUCUGCAAAUUAACAUAAAAAAUAUAGACUAUUGUCAAUAAUUGUGAGCUCGUCUGACGAAAAAUUAGAUUCAAACUACGGGGUAUGAUCAUGGUGAAAAUUUUCGGUUACAACAAAAAAGAAAAGAUUUUUUUCAACUAUUAUAAAAAUUAAAAUUAAUGUACAAAUUUUGAAAUUUUGAAAGUGGCGAAUCUGGUCGACUUUAUAAAAAUUGGGAUAAUUACUUUGAUCAUUCCCCGAGAAAUGUUCUCGGCAAUUUUUUGGAGAAAUUGCAAGAGAGAAAAUAUAAAUAAACGUUUAAAAGUAAAUUCUAGUAGAAAAAGAAAAUAGAUCUAAUUAAUGAGUGAUCAAAAAUUACAAGGGGGCCACAAAGAGUCGCCCGAGCCUAAAGAAAUCAAAGAUACUAGAUUAAUUUUUUAAUUUCACGUCUAAAUCUUGGUCAGGCGGGAUCUAUCUGUGAUUUAGUUAAGUUGCUAUGUAUUUUUAGAACAUUUGGUUUGUAAUUAUUAUUCCAAAAAACAAGAGAAAAUUUACCGAAGAAUCUGCAGAGAACACGUGAAAAUCCCCUGUACAUAAAAGCAUAUUAUAUUAUAAAAAAAAUGGAGACUGCCUGAAUCAGAGGUUGAUCUCACAACACACCGUCUCUGUGCGCCAACAAGAGCAUCUUCCCUUUUUUUUCUCCUCUCCACCUGAAAAAAAAUAGAUAAUCGUUAAUAUUACUAAAAAAAAACUAUCGUAGUGCCUGUUAGGCCUUGAGAAAUGGCGGCCUAGUCUUUCAUUUCUUUCUGUAUAUACUAUUAAAUAUCAAAAUACAAUUAUAAUUUCGAGAGUUACAAAAAAUAUCCAAUUGUCGAAAACUGAAAUCGUUCACUUGGAUAAUUUUUGCCAAAAAAAAAAAAAUUGUUGUCUGAUAACUUUUUCUAAAAAAAAUCUUUAACCGCCAUUAACUCUCGCCAAAAAAAAAAGAAAAGGACGAAAAAUCUCGGAUUUCUCGCCGCUAUGUAUACAAGCAAAAUAAGUACGAGAAAAAAAACAUGAUGCACAAAGCAAGCUGUCCAUAACGUACUUAAUAAUUAUUUCUUUAAAAAAAACAAUGUCAUGAAUAAAAUUCAUUUCUCACUAGCCUUAAGCUUUGAAUCGAUAAAUUCAUUUA
Molecule: messenger RNA, 7609 nt
Organism: Leptopilina heterotoma
Lineage: Eukaryota; Metazoa; Arthropoda; Insecta; Hymenoptera; Figitidae
Exons: 8
Coding region: 222-4427 (1401 amino acids)
Biological process (GO): monoatomic ion transport; modulation of chemical synaptic transmission; synaptic transmission, glutamatergic
Cellular component (GO): postsynaptic membrane; plasma membrane
Molecular function (GO): NMDA glutamate receptor activity; transmitter-gated monoatomic ion channel activity involved in regulation of postsynaptic membrane potential
Source: RefSeq, a predicted model, not a curated record